GGACGAUGGAGCGUAAUGGCUGCUGCCAACCGCAUCCCCCUCAACCAGCCAAGACUGCGGAAGGUCACUGAAGGAGCGAACAAGUCCCCUGUGUCCGGACCCCAACCGCAUAUCAGCCGCAGCCCUGCGUGGGCAUCCUUCAGGGGCCCUGGCCGAAUGUUGCAAAGCUCAGAUAUGGCGCAACCAGAUUUGGGCGGAAGGGUUGUCUUUAUCAUCCAUCCCCUGCGCACUCAGAUGUCGAUGCCCAGACCACGCUGGCUUGGAGAAAGCUUGUCGUGCAUGCCUAGCUUCUGCCAAGUGAGAGCCGCUUCAUCUGACUGUUUCGCCGACCACAACCCAGAAUGCACCAGCACCACCGGCAGUUGGAGCCCGCCCGCGAAGGCAAACUUAGGGCGGCCUGUGACCGGUGCCACGACCUCAAAAACCGCUGUGUGAGAGUCGGGGGCGUUGACAGUCGUUGUGACAGGUGCGAGAGGCUGGAUAUCGGCUGCGUGUAUCGAAACUCGUCGCGGAUGGGCCGCCCGAAGGGGCAAAGAAAGGCAUCUGUGUCCCAGAGCGCUCUAUCAGGGCCGGGAAACAGCAGGCAAGCCCGGAUACCAAGCCUAUCCGCUGACGAAGUGCCAGACAUGUCGUCGACAACUCCAGGGAUUGCGCCUGACAAUGGCAACUUGGGAGAUGUUGCCAGUGAAGAGACGACUCUUGUUGACUCUCCGUCGGAUGGCCUGAGCAUUCUUGUCCCCCCUCCUGGAGGUCUUCGCCUUGUUCUGGUCGCCGAGGAGAUGAAGCUGGACAUCUGGAUGUUCCGCUUGCAGGUGCCGACUUCAGAGGGGAACCCGACGUCCACAUCCCGGUCGUGCGACGCUCGCUGCACCGACGUCUCGGCGGUGGGCUACAUCACGGUUCAGCAGGCGCUGACGUGCUACUCGUUCGUAUUGUUGGUGCUGGAUCGCGUUGUCAACGCCCUGCAGAGCACUCGAGCGGGGGAUCAGAACCAGUCUGGAGUACUCGAAGUGCCAUCGCCGUUGAGUCUAGGGUCCUUCAACCUGGCCUCCCAGCCAGCCCUUAAUGCCGAGAUGGUGCUCCAUCUUGUCUUUCGCAUGAUUCAUCAUUCACGAUCCCUCAUCCAUUCACUGGCAUUGCAGUCCAUAAGCCACGCCGCUUCGGACUUCUUGAUUGAGAGGGAGCGAGUGCUGCUCGGGCGAUUGUCGGUCUUGACGAGAGACGCAUGA
Molecule: messenger RNA, 1229 nt
Organism: Parathielavia appendiculata
Lineage: Eukaryota; Fungi; Ascomycota; Sordariomycetes; Sordariales; Chaetomiaceae
Exons: 4
Coding region: 342-1229 (295 amino acids)
Biological process (GO): regulation of DNA-templated transcription
Molecular function (GO): DNA-binding transcription factor activity, RNA polymerase II-specific; zinc ion binding
Source: RefSeq, a predicted model, not a curated record